GCUGCGUCCACGAUUCUCUAUAAUUUCUUAUAGAAACAUAGAAACAUAGAAAAUAGGUGCAGGAGUAGGCCAUUCGGCCCUUCGAGCCUGCACCGCCAUUCUAUAUGAUCAUGGCUGAUCAUCCAACUCAGAAUCCUGUACCUGCCUUCUCUCCAUACCCCGUGAUCCCAUUAGCCACAAGGGCUACAUCUAACUCCCUCUUAAAUAUAGCCAAUGAACUGUCCUCAACUACCUUCUGUGGCAGAGAAUUCCAGAGAUUCACAACUCUCUGUGUGAAAAAUGUUUAUCUCAUCUCGGUCCUAAAGGAUUUCCCCCUUAUCCUUAAACUGUGACCCCUAGUUCUGGACUUCCCCAACAUCAGGAACAAUCUUCCUGCAUCUAGCCUGUCCAACCCCCUUAGGAAUUUUGUACGUUUCUAUAAGAUCCCCCCUCAAUCUUCUAAAUUCUAGCGAGUACAAGCCGAUUCUAUCCAGUCUUUCUUCAUAUGAAAAUCCUGACAUCCCAGGAAUCAGUCUGGUGGUUCUGGAUGGAGCUGUUCCCAAAUUAAGCUACGAUGCAUCUCGAUCAAAUGCUUCUAUGGUAACUUACGAAGGCUUACAAAGCCAUUUCUUCUAUCUUUUAAAGAUAGUAAAUCACUGUCGCCCUUUGCAAAUGCUGAGCAAACACACCAUAAUAUAAAUUACAUUAAAUUGAAAGACAUUUCCUGUAAACCUCAAACAUGACAUCCUUUAUUGAUAUUCACUUUCACAAUAUGGUGGAAAGUACCUCUGUUUAAAAUACAUUGAAAAAUUCAACUAUUAGAUCUGUUUCUUCUCUAAAAUGUCAACAAGCAUCUUAUUCCAAAGAACACUGGAAGUGCUGGAGUAAUUCAAUGGGCCAGGCAGCAUCUACAGUUUCUUGUCUCCACCUUAGACUUUGUCAUAUCAAUAAUCAACUGUCUAACACUAAUAGUAACACUAUCCAUACUUACCUUUGUAAAAGAAAAUCCCUUGCUUUUGACUUAAUUGGGUAAAUUUAAAUGCAUUUAUGUGCAUUAAGUGUUUGCAAAUAAUUUCAAUUGUUUUGUUAAUUAAAAAAUUGAAGCUGAAGGGAGGCCUGAUGGAAAUGUAUCAAGUUGUGAGAGACAUAGACAGGAUGGACAGUCAGAGCCUGGGUCCCAGUUUGGAGAUAUCAAAAAUAGAGGGCAUAAUUUUAAUGUCAGAGGGGGAACGUCUAAAAGGAUGUGGGGGCGUUUUUUUACACUUAUUAUGGUGGGGGCCUGGAAUGCAUUACCAGGAGUGGUGGUGGAAGAUUUUAGAUACGCACAUGAAAAGGUAGAGACGUGUAGGAAAGAACUGUAGAUGUGAGUUUAAAGCAAAGAUAGACACAAAGUGCUGGAGUGACACAGCAGGACAGGCAGCAUCUCUGGAGAGAAGGAAUGGGUGAUGUUCCAGGUCGAGACCCUUCUUCAGAUAUGGGUCACGUGCAGGCAGAGGAUAUUAACUUGCCAUCAUGUUGGGAACAGUUCCUGUUCUAUGUUCUAAAAAUAAAGCAAUGUUAUAAUUUUUUUUUGCUUCUUUAAUUUUUAUUGAUGAUUGGAUGUUUUCAAUUGUAACCAAAUAUUUUUGCGGGCAAGGUUUGUUCAGACUGUGCCAUUAGAUGUGAUCUAUAACAGGCAACAUCAUUCUAUCCUCAUAACCUCAUUGAUUUGGUCAGAGUCAGCUGCUUGUAACAAAUUUGUGCCAGGGUCCUACUUGAGCCAUGGGGAGAUUUAAUGUAGAGUUGAUCUGCAACAGUGGGGCACUCACCCAGGCUGUUAUGUGGAGCACUAUAUAACCAUGUUUUGGUUACCUGAUCUUUAAUGUGAAAUGUAUAUCCCAGAUUAUUUAACCACUCCCUUGACUGAACCAGAUGUUAAAGCUAUUAGAUUAGUUUGAUUGCCUCUGAAACAAUUAAAAUGACCUACAAUUAUAGAAUACUCAGGCACAAUACAAUGGAUGCAAGAAACACAAAAAUAGUUUCUGGAAGUGCAAUCACAGCAAAGCAGAUGAGGAGCAGUUUAAGGUCUUCUCAAAAUGUUUAGAUAGUUCAAGAUAACUCAUCCCAUCCUCUGCAUGGAGUGAUUUUCCGUGUGGAUUUUACAUAGCGAUGAAAGACAGAAUAGUUAAAGUUUGCUUUACUCAAGUUUGGGAAGUUCCUCAGGAGUUUCCCUCUUUGACAAAAUUCACCUCCAAACAUUGUGCAAAUUGAAAGUGGAAGAGGUCAAUAAAAGGGAUUUCAGUGCACCACUCUUCAGUCAAACACCAACAGAGAGGAAGGACAGAGUCGUGGACAAACAGAGGAUUCCUCAGCAGAGGACGAAUCAACAGUGAAGUAAAAAUGAGCAGGACAUCUACCAUGGCAAUUCUGCUUCUGCUUCUGUGUGCCUUUGCUGCUCAUGGUAUUCCCACCUUAAAAAUCCAAAGACGUUGUCAAUGCAUUCAAUCAACCUGGAAAUUUAUUCGCCCGAAGUUCAUGAAGAGCAUUAAAUAUAUUCCCAGAGGUUUGAACUGUGAGAGCCUGGAGAUAAUAGUCAAGAUGAAAAGUGGGAAAAAAAUCUGUGUGAAUCCCCGUGCCAAAUGGUUGAAGGCCAUCUUUAAGGCUGGCUUUGGACCCAAAACUAAGAAAUUAAUCGAUUGAACUCAAUUCCACUUCUGGAUCACCUCAACUAUUACAAAUGAUGCAACUGAACGCUUCGCUCUAUAACUUCUGAGAGCUUGUUCUACAAUUUCCUACUUUGUUUCUAAUAUUUCCACUUGUCAAAGCAUGAUGUCUACACAAUACGAUUUUAAUAAGAUAUUACUAAUUAAGUUCGCUAUUUACAUAAACUUCUUGAAAUGGCUGCAAUAUUUCCCACGGUAUAUUUUAUGUGGAUUUUAUCAAAUUAUUAAGUUGUUAUUCAAUUUGCUUGCUAUUGGCAAUAAAUGCUGGCUUGUCAAUGAGAGGGAUCCCACAGAAUUGAUAAAUAAAUGAAUAAUCUGCAUUAAUUUUAAGAAUUAUUUUUAUUUCUCUGCAUUUUUAGUUUAAAUAAAAAUAAUUGUGUUUGUGAUAUUUUAAAAUCUGGUUUGUUUUAGUUCUUGUGUUAAAUUGCUUGAUAUUAAAGUUAAUGAGUUUCAUGGAUGACAUGUUCAGCAUGGACUUGAUGGACUAAAGGGUCUAUUUCCAUGCUGUACCUCCAAACUGAAAAUGAAACAUGUAGCUAUUUGGCAUAAUAAACAUUCCAAGAUACUUAAUAGGAAUACAGACAGACAAACAUGACAUUAUAAUGUAAAGAGAUUAUGAUCAAAGUUUUGGUGAAUCUGAAAGUAAUGCCUUGAGGAGAUGAAAGGAGAGAAAUAAAAAGGUUUAAAGUAUGAAUUCCAGAACUUACAGGUUUGGUAAUAUAGGGACCCACCUAAAACGUCACCUAUCAAUUCCCUUCAUGGAGUAGCACAGUUGUUUCUAGAUACCCAGUUUCCAUCCUGACUACAGUUGCUGUCUGAAUGGAGUUUGUACUUUCUCCCUGUGACCGCGUGGAUUUUCUCCGGGUACUUGGGAUUCCUCCCACACUCCAAAAAUGUGCAGGUCUAUAGGUUAAUUGGCUUUGGUAAAAUUAUAAAUUGACCCCAGUGAGUAGGUACCUUCCUUCAGUAGAAGUUGCGAUUAUUGUGGUACGCAAAAGGGAAAGAUGAUAAAGCACACAUACCAAAAUCCUGUACUUACAGCGGCAGAAGUCUGCAGGAACUGGAGGACAGAGAUGUGCGGGGCAACCGUCACCGUUCCCGUUGGAAACCAGCACCAGUGCAUCGCUAAUGAUUUCAACGAUGAUGAAUGAAUGCAGGAUAGUGCAAGUAUGGGGUGAUCGCUGGUCGAUCUGGACUUGAUGGGCCAAAGGGCCUGUUUCCAUGCUGUUUCACCAAAGUCUAAAGUAAAAAUUUCGUUAUUUCAACACUUUGCGUUUUACUCGAUUCCAACAUCUAUAGUUUCUUGUGUGGCCAUCAAUUGAUUGCUGAUGAAAACCAGGAAUCCUCAGACAGUCAGAAAAAAGAAGACAGACAUUGAAGAGUUAUAAUCGUGGAGAUUGAUAAAAAAUACGUCUAUUGAUGCUCCUGAACACAUCAUCAGUGAUGUAAACUGGGGUCAUUGGGUCUUUCAACAUCAGAUUCCCUCACUCAGGCGACCCAGUCAUGGUUGACCUGACCACGACUUGUGUUCAGGUGGCAUUUGCUCCUCCCAUGGACCUUCUCUCCUGAUCCAGAGCCAUCUCGAGGCCUUCUCCGCUGCCUCUGUGGUGUUCUUGAUGGCUCUUCUCCUCGCCACUCCCUUGAUGCCCAGUGCACUCAAGGCUUUGUAGAGCAAUUACCCUGCAAAGCCUCUGCAGCCAACCAUGAUGGGCAUACACCUUGCCUUCCAGCCCUGCUUACGGCAGUCUAUGACCAGUUCUUCAUACUUGGUCAUCUUCCUCUCG
Molecule: messenger RNA, 4465 nt
Organism: Leucoraja erinaceus (little skate)
Lineage: Eukaryota; Metazoa; Chordata; Chondrichthyes; Rajiformes; Rajidae
Product: interleukin-8-like
Exons: 4
Coding region: 2359-2658 (99 amino acids)
Biological process (GO): inflammatory response; antimicrobial humoral immune response mediated by antimicrobial peptide; neutrophil chemotaxis
Cellular component (GO): extracellular region
Molecular function (GO): CXCR chemokine receptor binding; chemokine activity
Source: RefSeq, a predicted model, not a curated record